This is a messenger RNA of Equus quagga, 1707 nucleotides long. RefSeq names its product NADPH oxidase 3 (gene NOX3). The transcript has 13 exons. NCBI's taxonomy places the organism in Eukaryota, Metazoa, Chordata, Mammalia, Perissodactyla, Equidae. Gene Ontology annotation, biological process: defense response; superoxide anion generation. The coding region runs from base 1 to 1707 and encodes 568 amino acids. Gene Ontology annotation, molecular function: superoxide-generating NAD(P)H oxidase activity. Gene Ontology annotation, cellular component: plasma membrane; NADPH oxidase complex. The record is from RefSeq and is a predicted model, not a curated record.
AUGAUGGGAUGCUGGAUUUUCAAUGAGAGUCUCUCCAUCAUAUUAGUAAUCUCCUGGCUGGGCGUGAAUUUAUAUCUGUUUAUCGACACCUUCUGUUGGUACGAAGAGGAAGAGUCUUUCCUUUACACACGAGUUAUUCUGGGUUCAACACUGGCUUGGGCACGAGCUUCUGCUGUAUGCCUGAAUUUCAACUGCAUGCUAAUUCUAUUACCAAUCAGCCGAAACCUUAUUUCAUUCAUCAGAGGGACAAGCAUCUGCUGUAGAGGACCAUGGAGAAGGCAAUUAGACAAAAACCUCAAAUUCCACAAACUGGUCGCCUAUGGGAUAGCUGUUAAUGCAACCAUCCACAUCGUGGCUCAUUUGUGCAAUCUGGAGCGCUACCACUCCAGCCAGUCGGCGGAAGCAGAGGGACUUCUGGUUGCGCUUUCCAAACUUGGCGACGCCCCAAAUGAGAGCUACCUCAACCCCAUCCGGACCUUCCACACUAACACAACCACUGAGUUGCUAACGACAAUCGCGGGCAUUACUGGCCUGAUGAUCUCUCUGGCUUUAAUCUUGAUCAUGACCUCUUCUACCGAGUUCAUCAGACAGGUCUCCUAUGAGUUGUUCUGGUACACACACCAUGUUUUCAUCAUCUUCUUUAUCAGUCUGGCUAUCCACGGGGCAGGUCGGAUUGUUAGAGGCCAAACUCCAGAGAGUGUCUUGCUGCACAACGCUACCUUCUGUAGAGACCGCCAUGCGGAAUGGCGGCCAGCGACCCGGUGCCCAGUGCCUCAAUUCUCAGGCAAGGAGCCUUCGGCUUGGAAAUGGGUUUUAGGCCCUGUGGUCUUAUAUGCAUGUGAAAGAAUAAUUAGGUUCUGGCGAUUCCAACAAGAAGUUGUCAUCACCAAGGUGGUCAGCCAUCCUUCUGGAGUCCUAGAACUUCACAUGAAAAAGCGUAACUUUAAAAUGGCGCCAGGACAGUACGUCUUGAUACAGUGCCCGUCCAUAUCCUCGCUGGAAUGGCACCCCUUCACCCUUACCUCUGCUCCCCAGGACGACUUCUUCAGUGUGCACAUCCGCGCAGCAGGAGACUGGACGGAAGCUUUAUGUAAGGCCUUUGGGGCUGAGGGACAGGCCCUCAAGGAGCCCUGGAGACUGCCAAGGCUGGCUGUGGACGGGCCAUUCGGAGCCACGCUGACCGACGUGUUUCACUAUCCCGUGAGCGUGUGCAUUGCUGCGGGAAUAGGGGCCACUCCCUUCGCCUCCCUCCUGAAAUCCCUGUGGUACAAGUGUUAUGAGUCACACACCCAGCUGAAGCUGAGCAAGGUGUAUUUCUAUUGGAUUUGCCGGGAUCCAACGGCUUUUGAGUGGUUUGCUGAUCUCUUGCUCUCACUGGAAACGUGCAUGAGUGAGAGAGGGAAAACUCGCUUUCUGAGUUAUCACAUAUUUCUUACUGGCUGGGAUGAAAAUCAGGCUGUUCACAUAGCUUUACACUGGGAUGAAAAUACUGAUGUGGUUACGGGGUUAAAGCAGAAAACCUUCUAUGGAAGACCCAACUGGAACAACGAGUUUCGACAGAUUGCCUACAAUCACCCCAGCAGCAACAUUGGCGUCUUCUUCUGUGGACCCAAAACCCUCUCAAAGACACUUCAAGGGAUGUGCCGUUUAUAUUCAUCAGCUGACCCCCGGGGGGUCCAUUUUUAUUACAACAAGGAAAGCUUCUAG